Suillus clintonianus is the source of this 1183-nucleotide messenger RNA. RefSeq lists its product as uncharacterized. The transcript is spliced from 4 exons. The record is from RefSeq and is a predicted model, not a curated record. Bases 92 to 892 code for a protein of 266 amino acids. NCBI's taxonomy places the organism in Eukaryota, Fungi, Basidiomycota, Agaricomycetes, Boletales, Suillaceae.
CUGGUAUGCCCAAAACGGCAACCUGGAUUAAGCGGGCUAUAAAGCCGGAUCGUUCAUACUAAUAGCAGUAAGUAUCACCCUCACUCAUACCAUGGCCCCCCUUCGCGCACACAGCCCACAAUCUCCUACAUCUCCAUCUCCAAUGCGUCCCAAGAAGACUGUGGUGCUCCCAGGCUUUCGCGCACCUCCAAAGCCCAAACCCAAGCCCAUCACCCAAAUGACUGUGCGAGAACUACAUGACCAGCACGAUCGGAAUGCAAGACUGUUAAACUCGUCAUCAGCCUGCACGUCUGCCCUCGGACAACGCCUUUCGGCCGAGCAAACAGCCAUCGAAUCUCGCCUGCUCGAACUCGAGGGCGUCGAAGAAAUUCGCAAAGGUCUUAAGAAGACCAAUAUCAAUGCCGACGAGAUCAUGAAUGUCGACCAGCCGCACGUGCCUCGUGUAAUCGAUGCCAAGCAGAGGGCAUUGUCUCGCUACGCACCCAUCGCGCCCAAUGGCGCUCACCACGUCGGUUCCCUGAGCUUACAGGAAGCAGUGGAGCUGGAGAAACGUGCCCAUGUUCAAGACGCAGCGAGACAACAACGAUUAGAUGAACGCAAGAAGCGCAUAGGGCUCCCAACCAGAGGGGAAGUCCUUUCCAGAGCAGAAAUGGAUGCACGGAUGUGGGCCUUCGUCAACUACAAGCCGACGGACUCUGACCUCGAAGACGAUAUGGACGAGGACGAUGAAGAUGACGAAGACCCGUCAAUGUGGUUUGAAGAUGACCAGGAUGACGGUGUCAAAGGUCAAGACAUUAUCGAACCGGACUAUGAAGAACUCUCUAGUGUUAUACGGGUCGACGAGAGCAGAGCGCGAUACAGCACCUUCUUCGAACCCAGGGAUGGUGAUUGACAUGCAUAGCAUAAUAUGUAAUACCAUAUAAUAUGUGAGGAUGUGCACUAUUUUACUUGUAGUCGUUAUUAUGUGACGUGUUAGAGAAAGUGUGCAUGUGAUCCAAGAGUAUUCGAUCAGCAGAACUAGGUAUGGAAGGCCUAUGCAUGUUUCUUCUAACGCGCGUGAACGGGACAGCUUCUGCCUCUCUGCAACCACGAGGACAAGCAAGCUGGAUUGAACAUUGAUCAGCAAGGCUGUGCUUACUGAAGGUAAGUGGCUCACGAACCAUUGUGGAAACUACAGAAGCAG